AAAGCAAUGGCCAUGUAUAUGUGGAUUCAGAAGUUGAAGCCGUUCAUUCUCGUGGUAUUCUUGCAACUCGGGCUGGCUGAGAUGGACAUCAUUUGCAAGGCUGCCUUGAAUGAGGGCACGAGCAAUUAUGUGCUCGUCGUCUACCGACACGCUGUUGCCACAAUCGUCAUCACGCCUUUCGCCAUCAUCCUCAACAGGACAACAAGGCCGAAGAUGACACUCCCCAUCUUCAUCAGACUGAUGGUGCUUGGCUUAUUGGAGCCAGUCAUUGACCAGAAUUUAUACUAUUUAGGGAUGAAGCACACAACCGCGACAUUCGGAGCUGCCAUGGCCAACAUUCUUCCAGCCAUCACCUUCGUCAUGGCUUGCAUCAUGCGACUUGAGAAGGUGAAAAUGAGGAGCAUUUGGAGCCAAGCUAAGGUUUUUGGGACAUUUGCAACAGUCACUGGAGCCAUGAUCAUGACACUAGUCAAAGGCCCGGUUCUCCAACUAUUUCGGACACGAGGAGGAGGGACAACCAGCAACAACAUUCAAAACGGGAGUGAUAGUAGUGGGAUCAGCCUCCAGAAUUCCAUCAAGGGUUCUCUCAUGAUUGCAAUUGGAAUGUUCUGUCAAGCUUGCUUCGUGAUUCUCCAAGCAACAACACUAAAAAAAUAUCCUACCGAGAUCUCUCUCACGGCUUGGAUAUGCUUCUUGGGGACUGUUGAGGGUGCCGUCGUGGCUCUAGUCAUGGAAAGAGCAAACACUACCGUUUGGUCCAUACAUUGGGAUGCCAAAUUACUUGCGGCUGUCUACAGUGUAAGAAUUUGCAACUUCAUGAUUAUUUAA
Messenger RNA from Syzygium oleosum, 828 nucleotides. Its product is annotated as WAT1-related protein At2g37460-like. The record is from RefSeq and is a predicted model, not a curated record. The transcript is spliced from 5 exons. Gene Ontology annotation, cellular component: plasma membrane. Gene Ontology annotation, molecular function: transmembrane transporter activity. The coding region runs from base 7 to 828 and encodes 273 amino acids. Lineage: Eukaryota; Viridiplantae; Streptophyta; Magnoliopsida; Myrtales; Myrtaceae.